AUGAAUGAAUUUGUCUUCUUUUUUUUAUUUUGCAUCGUAGUUUUACUAAUUUGAGAUAUUAAAAUAUUAUACCUUUUGUUUAAUAUUAACAAAUAAGUGAUUAUUUCGUAUAUGUGUAUAAAAAUAACUUUUGAUUGCAGAAAUAUUAAAAAUUGAGGAAUUCUAACCUCAAAAAUUCAAAUCAAGAUGAAGUUUCAAGUUUUCGCCUCUAGAUGUCAGCGAAGUGUUGGUGAAACAAAAAUGGUCGACAAACGAAAAUGUAGCGGUGCACGUCGAGUUUACAUUAGAUUUAAAUCGCGUUUAGUGCGUGGUUUACAGGGCGGCCGGUUGCAAAAAUGGUGAGAUAGUGUUGUUCUUGGUGAGAACGAGAGACGGGAGAACAAUGGCGUCAACGCCCAAGUCCGAAAAAUGUCCAGAAGUUGAGGAAAGAUCGGGAGGAAAAGCGCGUGGCGGUAAGCUUGCGCGUCGGGCUCGUUCCUUCAAAGAGGACUUCCUGGAGAAAUUGUCACAGAUGCGUUCUCCAGGUGGUAGUACUGGAGGCGGUGGUAGUGCAGCCGGUACAAGGGCAGCCUCACCCUCAUCACCUCGCACACCUCGUGACAAGACUGUAGCCACUGAGAAUCAGGACAAAAAUCCUCUUCGUGAUCUUCAUAUACAUGUUCGUCAGGUACAGUUGGCCCUUUUGCACUUUCGCGAUGUCGUGUCGAAAAACAAGCUCGAGAUGCUUCCGGGAAACGGUACCAUCGUCCUGGAUACUGUCACGACAAUACACACUGUACUCAAGUCUUACCUCCUCUCCGAGAACAGCUCGACAUUGGGCUCGGCCACGAAUCAAGUGUAUCAAGCACUGGCACAAUUGCUAAAACUUUGCGAUGAUGUGUUACUACAUGGAGAUCAAUCUUCAGCGCUCGACACGGAGAAUGUCAACCAUGUUAUUGGUUUAGUGGAGGAUGCUGUUAAAAAUCUCGUUACAUUGGCACAAGAGAAAAUUUCCAGUCGACAGAAACCUCCACCAGUUGCUGGGAACAAUAAUAGAACGUCGGGAUACAGUUCGGAAUUGACAGCGCAACGGAAUUCUUUACCUGACAUUCCACUGACACCAAGGGAACGACAAAUUUUGGAACAGGCAGCAACAACCAGCAGCUUAGUUCGUAGUUCACACAGUUCUGAAUCAAUCCUUAGAGAUUCGAGUCCACCCCCGAAACCACCUCUUCCUGAUAGAACAAUAUGCGUGUCGGAUGAAAACAGUUCUUCGGGAACACCGCCACCUUUGCCACCGAAAAGAAGAACACGAACUGAACAAUUAAUUGAUGAAACUGAUGGUCUAUUGACAACUAGUCUCGAUAGGGUUUCAUUACGCAGUAGAUCACCAGAGGAUUCGUCGUCACUUCUCAGUGCAUCGGCUGGAAGUUUAGAUUCGGCAUUAAAUCAUUCGCGUGAUGAGGAUGAAAUCCGUGCAAUUAUGGGACCAAACGAUGAGUCUCUUAAUGAUAGUAUGGAUCUUAGUUUAAUGGCGACAAUUCAAGGGAUGCAAGUUAAUGGAACGUCACAUUGCGGUUGUUGGGAAGGUUCGGAAACAAGUUUAUCAAACACUAUGUUGCUAGGUCAGCAAACUUCACAAGAUAUUCUCGGUCCCUUUGCCGCAAAAAUGGAACGACUAUCGACACAAACACAAGAAUCUGGUUUUGUAUCGUUACAUUCACAAAGAAGUUCUUCUCAAAUUUACACCACUUCGAGUAUGGCUUCGAAAAGAUCUUCGCAGCAAAGUAGUAUCAGUUACAAUUCACAGUCAUUUAGCUCGCAGCAACAACAGCAGCAGCAGUCGUCGUUUUCACAGCAAAAGCUUACUACCACCGAUAAUAACGGCACAGUUUACUCGCAGAAAACGAUAACCAGCUCGAAAAGUUCAGUCAGCACGACAAACAUAACAAGCACCGGAGAUCCGGCUCUAUUGGAAAAACUGGAAAUUGAGGAUUGUUUAGCGGCGGACGCAAAUGGUGUUCCACCGGCGCUUCCGGAAAAACGUUCGAAACGCAGAAAAGAGAGACAUCCCUCGCAAUAUGACAAUGUACCCGAAAAUGAACACUUGUCAACUUGCAGUUUAUACAGCAAUGGCGAUAACUAUGAUUCCAGUAAACCACCACCAUUACCAAUUAAAAAACGACACAUGUUCCAAUCUGUGGCUUAUUCUGUUAUGGCGUACAUGGAAAUGUUUGGAAACAUUUCAAGUAACAACGAUUUUAUUUCGGAUUUGGAAACGAGACACUCGAUGGCAGCUUACAAUUCAAUGCAAGCUGAAUGGCAGCAGCAAGAAAUGUCUCUUACAACGACGCAAUCUUGUUCUUUUAUGACCCAUACGUUGACAAGUUUGCACGACAGUUCGAGCAUUUCAAUCAACACGACACCAUCGAUAAAGGAAGUCGUGACCAAUUCUAGUCUGCCUCCAGCAUUACCGCCAAAGAGAUCUCGUUCUAUGAAAUCAAACGUUACCCCACCUCCAAUUUCACCGAAACCAACUGUCAGCAUGCAAAGUAUACACAAACCGGAGACAAUUUCGACAUCGAGUCCACUUAAGAUUGAAGAUUCCAAAUGUAUCGCGGAAUCUAAAUCUGUUACACCUUUAACUCCUGUUUCGUUGAACAACAAUUUACAUGCAGACAAUCCAUCGAGACCAGUAAGCGAUGCACUCUCGAAUAUAUCUGUCGAUGAAAAUACACUUGAAUUACACGACGUGGACCAGGAUGAUAGUAUUUUAGAUGAGUUGGAGAUAAAUAAUUGUCUUGUAUUCAAAAAGCCAGAAGAAGAUGGUCCAGAUAUUCGUGGUGGACUUCCGGAUGCUUUGCUAAUUCACGCCACCAAAGCAAACAAACACGACGAGAAGGAAUCAGAUUUCUUGUACCAAGAAGCAUUUUUAACGACGUAUAGGACUUUUAUGUUGCCUCUGGAUCUAAUUAAAAAGUUACAUAGGCGACAUCAACGUUUUUCCUGUUCUCCGGAUGUUGCAAAGCAACGAGCUGCGAGGGAGGCUUUCUCUCUCCUAGUUAGAGUCGUUAGCGAUUUAACAAUCUAUGAUCUCGAUGAUAAACUUUUACAAACCCUAAUGGAAUUUGUCCAACAAUUGGUAUGCAGAGGUGAUUUAACAAUGGCAAAAGCAUUGCGUGUGAAAAUAUUGGAAAAACACACGGCAAAGAAAAUGCAAACUACACAACCAAUUCUCUCAUCGUUAAGUGUCACGACAAAGCAAGCAUCAUUAUUGGAUUUUAAAAGUGAACAAAUUGCCGAGCAAAUGACACUUCUUGAUGCUGAUCUUUUUAUGAAAAUUGAAAUUCCCGAAGUAUUAAUAUGGGCACAAGAUCAAAAUGAAGAGAGAAGUCCAAAUCUCACACGUUUCACAGAACAUUUCAAUAAAAUGUCCUACUGGGCAAGAUCGAGAAUAUUGGAACAUCGUCUUGAAAAUGAAGCUAAAGAUCGUGAAAAAUAUGUUGUGAAAUUUAUCAAAAUAAUGAAACAUUUAAGGAAGAUUAAUAAUUUUAAUAGUUAUCUUGCAUUACUAUCGGCAUUGGAUAGUGCACCAAUUAGACGACUCGAAUGGCAAAAACACAUUACCGAAGGAUUAAAAGAAUAUUGCGCAUUAAUCGAUAGUUCCAGUAGUUUUCGUGCGUAUAGAAAUGCAUUGUCGGAAACACAACCUCCCUGCAUUCCUUACAUUGGUCUUGUCCUUCAGGACUUGACAUUCGUUCACAUUGGGAACAACGAUUUGUUGCCUGAUGGCUCUAUUAAUUUUUCCAAACGAUGGCAACAAUUCAAUCUUGUUGAAAAUAUGAAGAGGUUUAAAAAGUGCACGUAUCACUUUAAAAAGAAUGAGCGCAUCAUUGCGUUUUUCAACAACUUCAGUGAUUUCCUCUGCGAGGAUGCAAUGUGGCAAAUAUCUGAGAGCAUCAAACCCCGAGGCGGAAAGAAAUCAUAAUUUUCGAAAGAAAAACAAACAACAAAUUCUCUUCUUUAAAGCAAAAGAAACCAUGAAAGCGGACAAAGAAUGUUCUUUAAAGGUAUUAUUUUUUUUUCUUUAUUAUUUUUAUUAUAUUAUUUAAAAAGCAAACAAAAUCGAUUUGUUUAUCGAUCGACAAAUACAAAAAGUCGGAAUCUUAGUUCCGAAUUCGAUUAUUUAACCGACCUCUAUGAGGUUGAAUUUUAACUUCAGGUUUUUCGUAAAAAAAAUAUAUAUAUAUAUAUACAUAUAUAAAAUACGUGGAGAGAAACCUGAAAAGCAUAUUAGAAAAACGCCAAAUACGAUCUCGCGCUCUUCGUUAGCCUUUGAUCUAUGCUUUAGCAUAGUAAAAUAUUAAUGUUUUGCUUUAAAAAAAAAGUAAUAAUCUCGAACGCUAAAAGACGUAUCGAGCAAAAAUGCUUUAAAGAAUAAUUGUAAUUAUAAAUGAGUAGAUGACUAACACAAAACCCCAAAACUUUAAAAAUUCUACUCUACGAGUAAACUAUCUAUUAUUUAUUUAUUCAAUUAUUAUUAUUAUUAAUAUUAUUAGUAAUAUUAUUAUUACUAUUAUUAUCAUCACUAUUAUUAUUAUUUUCGCAACUAACGUGUAAGAUACAAAAAAGUAGGCAUUUUUACUUUUGAUUAUAUAUAUAGAUUAAAAUUCGUUGUCUAGGUUUACGUAGAUAGAAAAGCGUUUAAAUGGUCAACAAUUCACUUGUUGAUUAUACAAGGAAGAACACCAAUUACGUUGAUUAAAAUGUAGAGCCAUUGUUGUUCCGCAUUGUCGUUCUUAUAAGAAUACGUGAUUCGGAACGCGUGGUAUGACUGAGAGCAAAAAAAUAAAAAUUAAAAAAAAAAAAGAAAAAAAAACUACUGUUGCAUAUACUAUUGUAUAUGAUUAUAUAGAAAACAUUUUGUUGCAAAACUUGUUAAUAGUUAUUCAAGCUUUUAGCUUUAAAUCAAGCCGCUAUUUAGGUAAUUAGAAAACUAACGUGAAAACAAAAUUAUUCUUAAGAUUUCCAAUUAUUUAUAGAGAUUCUCUUUUUUUUUUAAAUAAAGUUGACUGACAAAAGUUUACGCUGAUAAUUUUUUAAAAUUAAACAUUUAUCUAAAUUCACAUUUUCUUUAGUUAUUUAAAUAAAUUCUCCUGUUGUAAGUUUUUGAUCUAGAAAAAAUGGAAAAUUUUAAAAGAAGUAACCGAAAAAUACAUUUUUUUUGUUAAGUGCCAAGAAAGAGUGCUAGAAAUUAAAAUUAAAUUUUAUAUAUAAUUCGUGUGAUAUUGAAGAAAAGUAAUUAAAAAAAUUUGAGAGAAAUAAAAAUUAAGGGAGAUAAAGUUUUCAGCGUUAACUUUUAGCAGAAACUUAAGCAAAAAAAAAAAGAACCCCGUUUAUGGUGUCUCGAAAAAUUAGAUUUUUUUUUUUCUCUAUAUAGUUUUCAAUUUCAAUUCCCACAAAUAAAUAUAAAUUUUUCCUUCAUUACAUUUUUCUACACUUACAAAUAGGAUCUUCCGAAAACAAAAAAAAGAGAGAAAAAAAAUGAAUUCAACGCGGUAAUUCAUUAGUCAAUUAAUCGAGAGUAUAGUUGAAAAAAAUGUGUAGGAUCUUGUUUAGAAAUUUUCACAAGCUUAAAAGAGAAAAAAUGAAAUUUAAAACAUACAUAGAAUAAAAUGCCUAAAUGAAAUGAUCACACAGUCCAUUGAAAUUUUUAGUAAUGAUUGAUUUUUUAUAUUUAUAAUCAAUUCCUAAUUUUUUCAUUUCGCUUUGUAAAUAACGGUUUUGUAUUUAAUUAUACUAUCUGGUAAUUUUUUAUUUGUAGAUAAGUCAUUACUUAAACAAUGAAAAGAAAUUAAUUUUUUUUUGACAAUUUUGAUUAAAUUAAAUAUUAAAAAAAAGACAUUUAUAUAAAGUUAAAUCACUAGAAAAUUGGUAAAAUAUUUAUUGGUAUAAAGUUGAAGAGAAAAAUAAUUUAAGUUUUGUAAAAUAAAAAAUUAAUCGAAAAUUGAAUUAAAAAGUCAACAGGAACAAUUUAUAUCUUGUUCAUUAUUAAAUAAUUGUGACAAAAUAUAAUUUUUAUAAAUAUUUUUCUAUAUAGCAAAUUAAAUUUCAGAAAAUUAUCAAUUAUUUUUUUCUUAAAAAUUCGCAAAAAAAAAAAAAAAAAAAUUAUAAUAAAUUAAUAAUAAAUUUGCUAAUAAUUGUUAAACGUAAUUUUUUUCUAAUAAUAUUUUUUUAUUAAACACACUUUUCGAUAAAAAUCAAAUUGAGGGAGAAAUUUUAAUUUCUAUAAACAAUAAAUAAUUAAUAAAAAAAAACUUAAUAAGAAUUACCAAUAAUUGAUUAUAGUUAAUUUUUGAUAAAUAAUUAAUAAAUUUGUCAAAUUUGACAAAAACUAUGUUUUGUAAAAAUAAAAAUUUGUAUAGAAUUAAUUUAUAUAGAUUUUUGAAUUAAAUGAAUUGAUUUUUCAAAAAAAUCAUGAUUUAAGCUGAAUUUUUAUAGAAUUUACGAAUUUAUUUUUUCGAUUAUUAAAGUAAAUUAUUUGAUUGAAUAACUUUUUUUUGAGAAUGGACGAGUUGAACGAAUGAGUUUUUUUCGAUUCGGUAGUCAGUUAAUUGUAUAAAUAAUUCUAAUAUUUAAUUUUGAGUCGUCGAAAGAAUACUGUAUUUAAAAACUACUUGUAAAUAACGAAUCGAUACGAACUUGUUUCAUGUGCUGCGCUAACAGCGUCUAUAUUAUAUAAUAAUGAUAGGUAUAUAAUAUAUAUAUAUACAUAUUACACUUGUUCUUUCAUCGUUACAUCCAUGACAUAUAUAAAAAAAAAGAAAAUUGUAAUUUCUAUAUUAAGCGGACAUUCUCUUUGUGAUGCCAUUAUUUUCUAUAAUAUUAGUCACGCGCUCUCAUUAUUUAAAUAUUUAUUUUACGAUUAAAAUCAAAGAACUCGGGAAAUUUUUUAAUUAUUUUACAUUUUGGUUCUUUUUAUUUUCGUCUUUUGACCUUAAAUGCAUUUUUUUAUUUUUAAAGAUGUUGAUAUUUUUUACUUUUAACGUAAUUUAUACUUUUUUAUAUAUUUAAUUUUAAAGGAUAGUUUUUUUUUUAUUUAACAUAAUUUUCAGUUUUGAUUUAAAUUUUUUUUAAAAAUUAUUUAUACUUUUUUAACGAAUGUAAUCCAUUGUGGAUUUUUUUCGAAAUUUAAUAUAUAUUCGAUCCGUUGACAAAAUCUCAAUCUGAAAAAUCCUUUGGAAGAUUUUUAAAAAAGUUUUCAUUUUUAAUAAUUUGAAAGAUUUUUAAACCAAAUAUUUAAAAAUUAAAUUGAAUUAAAAAACUGUUUAUUUUACAAAAAAUUAGUAUUUUAGUUGUUACUGAUUUUAACAAAUAAUGUUGAGAUUAGGUCAAUGGUUUCGAAUUUUUUUUUAUUUACUUUGAAUGUUACUGAUAAUUUUUUGACCAUUUGAAUGAAAAAAAAACUAUUUUAUACUUUUAAUUAAUAACAAAUUCCAAUGUAGAGUUAAAGAGAAAAAAAAGAUAGUCCUAUGUAAUCUCGAACUUGGAAACUCUUUCCAAUUUGGAGAGCCGAGCGAGACGAAAACAACCAGUGAAUGUGCAACGAAAAACUUAGACUUGAUUUUACCGAUUAGCUAGGAAAUCAUUAUUAAGAUAUUAAGAAAGUAAAGACAUUGUGAUUGAUAAACACGUAUAUCAUAUAAUAAUAUACUUUUGAUUAUUGAGUAUUUUCAUGAAGGUUCAAACUGUAACUCAAUGUUUUUCUAUAAUCUACCACUCGAUAUGAAUGCUUAAAAAAAAAAUUAACAUUAUCGAUAUUAUAUAGACACUGCGUUUGUAUUUUGCUGUAGACUUUGGCCAAUUAACACAUAUGCACAUUAAUUAUUAAUAAUAUUAUAUAAUAGCUUUCCACUCGUGCUGCACAAUCUGUCUCCAAAGCGAGAGAUAUUUGUAGCUUUAUAGAUUCAAAAUAGUUGAAUUUGCUUUAAGAGUCUCUUUAAAUCAGAAACAACAAACACUCUUUUAAAAAGUACCAAUUUCGAUUUUUUAUUCGAAUUGCAAUUCUAUAAUUUUUUACAGAACAGUCUAUUCGUCCAAAGAUUCGCUUUUUGUCAAUAUAUAAAAAUUUUCAAAUUAAUUCAAUUUUCAAAUUUAUUUGAAAAUUAAAGAUAUUAACAAUUUCUCUAAUUUAUAAAUUGAUAUUAUUAUUUUUUUUUUUAAUUUAAUUUGUAGAAAAAAUAUAUUAGAUAAUUAUACGAUAUAUAAAUUAUUUAAUAUUUAUAAUUUUCGAAUUAUAUAUAAUGAAAAUUGAAAAAGUUGAAAAAAAUUUGUUUUUUAAUAUUCAUUUGUAUUGAAGGAAAAAGCGUUUCUCGAUGGAUUCUAAUUUUUCAUUUUUAGAAAGCACCAAGAUUUUGCUCAAUCGUCUCAAUAACUAUACAGAUUAGUAUUUUACACUUGAAAAAACAAUUGUAGAAAAAUAACAUAUCGUAUCCUAGACUCUUUAAAUGAAUCGAAUAUUGAUUUUAACGACUGUUUCUCUCAUGUGAGUGUUAUAAAAAAAAUUCUUUCUGAGGAUUAUUUAUGUCAGUUUUUUUUAAAAAUAAUUAUAUUUUUUAUAUAUUAAAAUUUUCUUUUAGAAGUGUUUCUUAAAUAUUUUAAAAGUAGAUUUAAUGUAUUUUUAAAAUACUUUGGAAAUAUUUUAUUAUAAUAUAAUGUUAUAAAAAAAAAAUCUAUCCUCAGUAAAGAAAGACUCGUUUUUUGUUUCUAUAAAUACGCAGCACUUUCGUGAUAAACUUUUUUAUUCCCCCCCCCCCCGCCUCCCCCCGUUCAAAAUUCGUCAGUCUUCACUCGUGCACCUGUAAUGAAAAAAUAUUUAUUAACAAAAAAAAAGAAAUAAUAAUAAUAAUCGGUUCUCUAAACGAGCGAGCUCACUAGGCUGUGAAUGAUGAUGGCAUAGUCAAGACCAAGCAUUUAUCAGUGGCUGGUCAUCCGGUUUUUCGGACGUGAAACAUUUGUGUAAGCUUUUUCAAAAAAAAAAAAUUCUCGAGCCAUAAUCCAUCAUAUAGAUUAAAGAAUCAAAUAACUCUCGCUGAAAUCAGUGUAACUGUUAAUAGUGGACGAAAUAAUAAUAAUAAAAAAAAGUAUUGCUGUAAUUUCUAAGGGAAAACCAAUUUACCAUCAGCCUGUAAUGAAUACGAUAAAUGUUUUAUGAUAAAAAAAAAAUCUUUCCUUGGAUAUAUAACAAAUAUGUGUCUAAGCUUAAGGUAAAUCAAUAGCAGUAGAAUAUUAAUUAGAAGAUGUCCGUGCACACUUCAUCUUAACAAUUAAUGCUGAAACGGGUGCUACAGUAGAGCUAUAUAAGAUUAAAAAAAAAAAAAAAAAAAUUUUCAAAACAAACUAAGCAAUUUAUAAUUACUACUAAUCUUUGAGCAGAGAUAUACAUAUCCAUUUACACAAUUUUUUCGUAAUUCAUUCCUGGGAGAAGGUCGAGAAUUUUAUUGUCUAAAGAAUUAUUAUUUCGUUAACAAAUUAAUUUUCAUUUUGUUAAUAAAUUACUGACAGUAAUUACUGACAGACUAACGUUUAGAAUUUAAAUUAUUCUCUUCAAAUCUUUUUUUUUUCUAUUAACAUUUUUUAUUUUAGAAAAAUGUUCAUUUCGUAAAAAUCUUAUUGAGUUCAGGUAUAUAUAUAAUUGUUGAUAAUUGAUGUGAAUUUACUUUUACUUUUGGAUAAUAUUAGAAAUUUUCUUUUAUUAAUUUUUAUUAAUGAAUAUUUAUUUUUAUAAUAUAAUAAUGAAAAUGAAUUUUUUUUUAAAAUUAUAAAUUCAUCUCUAAUUUUAAAGGGGAAAAAAAUCAAUUCAUAAAAUCACUUUCGGGACCAAACUAUACUAUUUUGUCAUUAUUAUCUUAAAAUCUUCAAUUAAAAAUCAUUAAAUGAUUUUACUCUAUUAAAAACAGUAAAUUUAUGUUUUGAAAAGAAAUAUAAUAUUAAUUAUAAAUAUUUCUGGUAUUUUCCAAACAAAACAAAUUACAUCAAUUUUCUUCAAAUUUUACACGUACAUUAUAAAAAGAGUCUUAAAAAAUUUAUUUCUCAAAAAAAAUUUGUUUAUUUUUUUUUUUUUUUUGUAAUUUUAAUUAAAUUUUCAUUAAUCAUUAGUUGAAUUUUACAAAAUAAUACAAAUAAAAUCAGAUUAGCUCAGUAAUGAUUAUAAUUAAUAAAAAAGAAAUAUAAAUACACCAGAGAAAUAACAUACAAUUCAUUAAAAGCAUAUCAGUGGUAUAAGUGAAGUAAAAACUAAUAUAUUUAGACGUCCGAAUAUUUUCUUUUUACACGAUAAUUAAAAAAAAAAGCAAUAAAGAUCCAAAAAAAAAUAAGGGAGUAAACCCCCGGAUUAAAUAGUUUCUUAGCAAUUAAAUUAAUUAAUAGAUGACAUCGAUAAUAUGAUACAUAAUAUGGAUUGGAAUACAAACGUUGCGUUGGCAUGAGUUGGUUGUGAAUUUUCAUGAUUUGCUGUCAAGCUUUCGAUACUAAUUAAUUUAUGCACAUAUGCGUACAUAUAAAUAUUAUAAUUAUUAAUAUAUAUGUAUAAAAAUACAAUUUGACACAAGUAUUUUAAAAAAAAUAUAUAUAUAUUAUAUAUAUAAAAUUGCGACCCGAUGGAUGCGAUUUUUGUGUUGUCGCGAUGUUACAAAAAAUAAUAAUGUACAAUUUCUUGCAAAUAAUUAUAUUUUUUUGUUCAUAUAUCUUGUGGGGAAAUUCGAGGUAUGUAUUUAUAAUACAUACGAUGUUUGAAUGAGACGUUAUUUCUUUCAUUUUGUAACGAAUAUACGAGGGAAAUAAAUAUUGUGUGAAUUUAAA
This is a messenger RNA of Leptopilina boulardi, 10839 nucleotides long. RefSeq names its product guanine nucleotide-releasing factor 2 (gene C3G). The record is from RefSeq and is a predicted model, not a curated record. Lineage: Eukaryota; Metazoa; Arthropoda; Insecta; Hymenoptera; Figitidae. Bases 383 to 3967 code for a protein of 1194 amino acids. The transcript is spliced from 17 exons. Gene Ontology annotation, biological process: positive regulation of GTPase activity; Ras protein signal transduction. Gene Ontology annotation, cellular component: plasma membrane. Gene Ontology annotation, molecular function: guanyl-nucleotide exchange factor activity.